AUGGCCGCGCCGCCGCGGUGGGCCGCGCUCUGCACGCUGCCGCCGGGCCCGGGGCCCCCGCGCUUCGUGUGCGUCUGCGAGGAGGAGCGGGGCCUGGAGGAGCCGGGCGCCGGCGGCCCGGGCGGCUUCCGCCUGCACGUGACGGACGGCGCGCGGCUCUGGAGCACCUGCUUCCCGCCCGCCCGCCUGGCGGCCCUGAAAGCCCGAUGCGGCCUGAGCGCGGCGGAGGACCUCGCCCCCCAGUUCCGGUGA
This is a messenger RNA of Pipistrellus nathusii (Nathusius's pipistrelle), 252 nucleotides long. Lineage: Eukaryota; Metazoa; Chordata; Mammalia; Chiroptera; Vespertilionidae. The record is from the annotation of a GenBank genome assembly.